This is a messenger RNA of Trichoderma harzianum CBS 226.95, 757 nucleotides long. RefSeq lists its product as hypothetical. The transcript has a single exon. Bases 15 to 746 code for a protein of 243 amino acids. The record is from RefSeq and is a predicted model, not a curated record. NCBI's taxonomy places the organism in Eukaryota, Fungi, Ascomycota, Sordariomycetes, Hypocreales, Hypocreaceae.
GUUUCGGCAUUUUGAUGUUUGGAGCCUUACAGUCACACAAGACUAUACCUAGGAGCGAAGAUCUCAGUAUUUCCAAUCAUUUUCGACAUGAUUCACUCAAGAUAAAUCUUCGUGAAUCAUGUGACCCAACAACAACAACCUGGAAAAUAGAGACACACAUGGUUAUACCGCCUCUAAUGCUUUACACGACAGCCGCGACUUUUGGACUGGCAACCCCUCCUCUCAUUUUCCCACUCAGCCCAGACCAUUGUUUACUUACCAUGGUUCAAUACAACGUUCAACGUGCUUCGCUGCUCAAUAUGGCCGUUCUAUCUCUUCUAGAGCAUCUUCCACUAGAAUGCGGGGGCACCAUCAACCUUCCAAGCUUAGCCAUAGAUCCGCCUAGCUCCGUACCACCUGAGCUUUUGCCCACCACUUUGCAGAAAUCCACACCUCAUGCGUACUGGAUAGACAUAUUCCCAUGCCACGUCAUGCGAGAUAAUCUGAUUCGUCUUUACGGGCAAUAUGAUACUCAUGACCUGCAGCGUGAUCUGGCGAAGAGUUUGUACGAAGGGUUUGUUGAUGGAGAGCAACGCGGCUGUUUGGUUUGGGGUGAGCCAUGGUCAGUCAACGGCUGGGAAGUAAGUGAAGGAUUCGUCAAGAAAUGGGGGUUUUUACUCAAAGGCUGCUCGGGUCUUCUGGCAUCAACAAACCGCUGGAGAGAAUCGCGAGGUGAAGAUGGAAUAGCGAUAGAAAUAGAAGAAUAGUAAUUAUUUCC